AGAGAACUAAGGAAAAACGUUUUAGCAUCCUCAGGUCGCGCGCAGUCGCUUAUACACUGCGGCACAGCCCAAAUACUAUCGUUAAAUUCAACAUCGUCAACUGCCACUGGCUUCCCACAUCUCCUCUUCCUCCAAUAAACCAACAGCCGGUUCAUCGUGUUUUUCGCUUCAUCAUGUCGGAAACUCAAGGCUCGCCAGUCAGUGAACAGAGUAAUGAGGAUAAAAAUGAGGUAAAAUCACCGGAAACUGAAUCGAAGGACGAGAAGGAUGAGACAAGGACCGAAGGAGAAACAAAAAUCGAAUCACCAGAAGAAACGAUGCCCGAAAAUAUCGCCGAUAAAUUAACGGCCCCACGUGAUGAGGAGAGUGACAAAGCCCUCGUUACCCCACCGCCGAGCGCCGAGCCGCGCAGACAAGCCGGUGAGUGCAGAUUAUUGCCCGUAUUAGUAGAUUUGCGCUCGAGCCUCGAGACGAAUUCCAAUUCCUCCUGCGCAACGACGUCGCGACGGACCUCCGAUUUGCCACCAAUAACCGAGGGCGCCCCCGAGCCCAAGCUGGACCUCAGUUACUUCCACGAUUUAUGCACCUCCGAUUUGAAGACAGCCCUGGCGCGCCUGGAGGACACCCUGAAGCGAGUGGACAUUAACGCCCUGACAAAGUACUCCCUGACCCUGGAGCCCUCCGACAAAUUCCACCUGCUGCAGUUGAUCUCGACGCUGGUAUCGAACCUGAAGCGCGCGAAGAUCGACGAAGAGACGAACGAGUCUCGCCCGUCGCCCCCACCCCCGCCGGUUCCGCCGUCGCCGCGACGGCCGCGCAAGCGAGGGAACCGCCACACGAUCGGGGUCAGCAGCGAGGAACUGGCGAGCGCAAGGCGCUGGCUGGAGCAGGAGCGCGGCCCUGCGGCCGUCAAAAUAGCCCGGAACCCCCCACCGGCAGUUCCGCCCGCGGAACCCGCCCCCCUUCCCGACUCCAGAGUCUCAGACUGCUGGAACCCCCCCGACGUCAACCUCCCGAGGACCUGCGACAAGCGCAUCAAGGACGCCAUCAACCAGAAGCAGUCCCUCCAGCACAGGAUCAAGGACAGCGAUCCCAGCGGGAACCUCCCCCCCGCGACUCCGCCCCCCGCGGGUUCCGGCGACCCCUGGGAGGGCCUGGAACCCCCCCUCAGCCCCGACGACGACAGACUGUCGUAUAAAUUCAAUUACCUCCAGCCGAGCGCCCACGACCACGCGUCCUUCAACGGAACCUCCAAGUCCAACAAAUACUCCGCCAAAAAAUCCAAGAUCAAGCGCGCCAACACCAUCGACAUCCCCAAUUACCUGAAGAUGCAGGCGGAGAAGCAGAGGAUGCAGUCGGGGAACGGCCUGCGGAGGCCCAUCGACAUCAGCGAUAAAAUCGCUUGGAACCGGUUCUGCGGGCCCCAGUCGAUGAACCCCCCACCGGCAAUUCCGUCCUUCCAACCCAAGACUGAGAACGACAAGAAGUUCCUGGCGCUCAUCAACCGGAACGCCGACGGCCCGAGCAACUGGAGGAACCUCCCCCCGUCGAGCGCGCCCUUCAAGAGCUUCAACUACCGCCAGACGAAUUCCGUCGCCGAUAAAAACUGGAGGAGCCGAUUCUCGAACAUCAAGACGACUUUCGAUAAACCGCAGUCCAACCCCUCGUCGGUCUCGUCCUCCCCCGCGUCUACAGUGUUCUCUGGACCCUUUGGGUCUCGACGGAACUCGAAGGAACUCCAGGGGUUCCUCAGCCAUCACGAGGAGGACCCCCCGAAGUUCGAGUCGCGGAAUUUCCCGAGGCUCGAGGAGAACGGGGAGAGGGUCGCGACGGCUUCCCGGAGGUUUUCGGCUGCUGUGAACAUGGAAAAUAUUCCGGAGAACAGGGCACCGCAGCCUGUGCCCAGGUCGGUCUUCAGUCAUGCGGCGACGUCGCCCUUCAAGAGGUUCCCGUCCUCGAGGAGCGACGAGAGCAGUCAGAAGGGCUCGCCUGCACCCCCCGGGGGGGACAGACCAGUGCCGUCGAGCUAUUUGCCCGCGUGCGCCACUGGGGGUCUCCUCAGGGCCAAAGUCAAGAUCUUCGACCAGGCCCAGUCGCAGGUGCAGGACCAGAAGUCGAAUCCACUAAACCGAAGUCGACAGUUCAAGCAGGAGCUCUUCGACAGACCUAGAGGAUCUCAAAAAAUCGAGGGCUUUUAUCCGAAUCAGGACUUGCGGACAAAUGGCUCUGAGAAAUGGACAAAUGGCUCUGAGAAAUGGACAAAUGGCUCUGAGAAAUGGAUAAAUGGCUCUGAGAAAUGGACAAAUGGCUCUGAAAAAUGGACAAAUGGCUCUGAGAAAUGGACAAAUGGCCCGAGUCAUCGAGAGAAAGAGGUCCAGGUGGACGUUCACGAGAGGAACGACCACGUGGGGCACCAGUACCAGAGUGUGGCCAUCCAGACGAGCGCGAGGUCGACCCCAAAGCCCAUCACCCCCGAAGCCGAGGCAUUUCCUGUCCAGAGUUUCUGCAAACCGACGUUUUACUCCGAGUCAGAGAACCCCAUUUACGUCCCCCCGACCCUGAAGGACGUGAAUUUUCACGAGAGGAAAUUCGACGACUACAAGCCUCAACAGUUGCCCCCAAUUCUGAGCAACGAACAGAGCGUUGAGAACCAGGAUAUCACUCCUGACAAGAUCGUCACGAGGUACACAGCGGCGAUCGCGACAGUGGCGAGUUGUCCUGAGGCAGUUCCCCUGGUCCUGCAAGACGACAUGCACAGGCUCCCGCAGAAUUCCGUCCCCUUGAAACCGGGGGAACCUAUUGUCCUUCAGGACGACAUUCAGAGGCACAAUCUGCUGCAGCUGAGCCUGAUAAAGAGGAUUCAGGGGGCGGAGGAGCCAGAGCCACUGCUCAUAGAGAUGAACAACACUCAGGACAAGAUCAAUAUCUUCGAGGAGAAGUCCCACCCAGUCCCCAAGAUCAACGUCACCAGUCCCACCAAGCCCGCGCCCCCCCUGGCUCCCCCUGGGAACCCAAAGCCCUCGAUGGUCCCCAUAGACUCCAGUGACGAGUACUUAGUCUCUUGCUCCAAUCGACCGAACAGGUCCAUCGUCCUGUCCAAGUCCGAGUCCUGGCAUCAGCUCGCUCUCACCGGGGCCAGCAAACCUCUUCAGCAUCUCCAGGUGCCUCCCCCGCACUCCCACAAACCACCCAAGUCCAGCUCACCCCUGUCUCAGAGACUCUCCAAGAAUUUUGAUGCCUCGGGGAGUAAUCCCAAUGUUGCGCUGAAGAAGAUGGAGGAGAAGGUGCAGAGGUAUUUUAAUAACAAUCGUGGGUCCAGCGGCAGUUUGGAUUGCCAUCAGCAGUCGUCGGGGGUUAAACGCGAGGCGAGACGGUCUUUUUCACCGAAAAAAAGCCACAAUCUCGCCAGAAGCCACACGAUGCCACAUCUGUUCGAUGAUAGCUACGAUGUUGACAAGGCCUUCGACAGCCUCUUCGAAGAGACCACCAAGGACAAUCGAUACUAAAUUUACGAUGAUCAGGACC
Messenger RNA from Diachasma alloeum, 3525 nucleotides. RefSeq lists its product as uncharacterized. The transcript is spliced from 4 exons. NCBI's taxonomy places the organism in Eukaryota, Metazoa, Arthropoda, Insecta, Hymenoptera, Braconidae. Bases 174 to 3506 code for a protein of 1110 amino acids. The record is from RefSeq and is a predicted model, not a curated record.